Scatophagus argus is the source of this 2107-nucleotide messenger RNA. It is a transcript of the gene tagln3b, whose product is annotated as transgelin 3b. NCBI's taxonomy places the organism in Eukaryota, Metazoa, Chordata, Actinopteri, Scatophagidae. The record is from RefSeq and is a predicted model, not a curated record. Gene Ontology annotation, molecular function: protein binding. The transcript is spliced from 5 exons. The coding region runs from base 647 to 1246 and encodes 199 amino acids.
AAACAUUUCCCUUGAACAUUUAUCGACCACACAAAGCCUCUCAAUUCAGGAUGCGAAGAGAAACAGCUCCCAUCAAACACAGACCCUGACAAACAAUAAGCUUUAGCGUAGAAGCCCAACAGAAUAAUCAGUCAGGAGGGAAACCAAGUAGUUAAAGCGACUAUUCCAACAAGACAACAGAAGCAAACCUCAACUGAGCAUCUCUGUUGUGAAGAGGUAAGAGGGGUUAUAUUGUAUACAGUGGGUUCAUGUUCAGCACUGACUUUAAAUCUCAGACGAGAGAUUAAAAAAUUAAGUCCAUUUGGCAGCAGAAUGUUUAGUGGUUUUCUGAUUAUCGCCUCACGCUGAUCAAAGCUGACCACGCACUCCAGUGACCACUGUCCGGAAGCAGUGUCACGUCGCAUUCUGUGUGGACAGUCUCUGGGGACCCCUCCUGGAGGAGCUAGCAUAUAAAACGAGUGGCUCGCCCCUCCCGGACUAACUAAAUCCAGCCUGGCCCGACGCGCCUGUGCUGCGCUUCAUGGAUGCUUCAGCAGUUCAGCAUCCUCAGCCCUGCUCAGCUCAGCGGAACUGAAACAACGGUGACAGGGGCACAGCUGACCGCUACCUCCUCUUUAGGCUACUGUACACUGUAUAAAGUGCUGCCAUGGCGAACAGAGGGCCCAGCUAUGGACUGAGCCGAGAGGUGCAGGAGAAGAUCGAGCAGAAGUACGACCCAGACCUGGAGCAGCGAUUGGUGGACUGGAUAUUUGCACAGUGUGGGGGGAACCUGGAGAGGCCGCAGCCAGGCAGAGAGAACUUCCAGAAAUGGCUCAUGGACGGGACAAUCCUCUGUAGGCUUAUCAACAGCCUUUACCCGAGAGGGAAGGAGCCUAUAAAGAAGAUUCCAGAGACACAGAUGGCCUUCAAACAGAUGGAGAAGAUCUCUCAGUUCCUGCAAGCAGCUGAGGCUUAUGGAGUCACAACCACUGACAUAUUUCAAACUGUGGACCUCUGGGAAGGAAAGGACAUGGCAGCAGUGCAAAGAACUCUUAUGGCUCUGGGGAGUCUGGCUGUCACUAAGGAUGAUGGUCAUUACAGAGGUGACCGAGACUGGUUUCACAAGAAAGCCCAGGGAUAUCGGCGAGAGUUCAGUCAAGAGCAGCUUCGCCAAGGCCAGUGUUUGAUCAGCCUGCAGAUGGGCAGCAACCGCGGGGCUUCCCAAGCUGGUAUGACGGGCUACGGUAUGCACCGUCAAAUCAUGUAGAACACUUACUAGCUAAUCUGCACCUAACCCCUGCUCAGACCUUAUUUUAUACUGAUACCACGAAACUAUAGUGUUCAUAUCCUUUGUAGCACCUGCAGUGUUAACCUCACUUUCCCUGGAUCUGCUGCUUUGCCAAACAGUGUUCUGUCUUAUAAACUGAUGUCAGAUGUCCUCCUUCUUCGAGCUCUCUUCUUGUCAAGUGCUGUCUUUUAACAAGUUAGCUUUGUUAACUCUGUUUCCUUACUUUCCACAUCCACCUGAGCAAUGUGGAACUCAAAGUCAUUCAGUAUCUUAUGUCGUAGUCUUAUGGAGAAUUUAAGAUUAAAAUCUGUAUACAAAACAAGCCAUCAGUGUUAUACAUUUCAAAUCUGAAAUACCAUUACAGCAUGUUCUAUACUAGUUAUUUGUAUGUAUGCAUGCAUUUAUUUACACUUAUCUUUGGUUGCUGUUUUAGAAGAGUCUGUAAGUGUAAAAUUAUUUAGCCUUAGACCUAAUGGAACUCAAUGACCGUCAAUGUCUCUGCUAUCUUGUCUGAAGACUUGUUGCAGUAUCCUCUGUAACCGAAUCAACCUCACGUUGUGCCUGGUUAUGGGACUACAGAGACUGGGUCCUGCUAUAUUGGCCUCAAAUUCUAAAUGAGUUUCUCUCAUUCUGAGCCAUGCCCUUGUUAUUUGUUUGUUAGAUCUAUGAUGUGUCCACUUUGUGUUCCAAGCAAGUAAAUGUGCAGUAGCCAACAUGUAUGACAGGUAAAGACAUUGCUUGAAUGUGCACUUUUAUGUAUUGUCAUGUUUCUAUUUUUUAAAAUAUUUAUAUCUGGAGGCUUGUGAAAAGAAUUGUUGAAGAAAUAAAGUAUGUGAACAU